CUGGGUGGACGACAGUCGGUCAGAGGGGAACGAAACAAUAUUGCAUUGCUAAAUAUAAUAGCGACGAGACACGCGGUUUCUAUACUACUAUACCGUCUGCUACGGCGGCAUGAGGGCGGCGUCGGUCAUCGCCUGAAUCACCAUCGAUGUCCAAUAUCGUCAUCCUCAUCGCCUUCGUGUACGACGGUAAUCGUGAACGCGCGUCUCUUGUUGCCUCUCUCAAAGGCCGAUUGUGGAAAACGGGGUGGUGAACUUUUCCCAGGCGAACGCGUCCGCAAAUAAGUGUGUCUUCUGAAGAGUUUUAUUUUUGACAGAGCUUUUCUUCACCGGAAUUCGGACUCUUGUCACAUUGCUGCGUUCGCGUAAUUCAAGCCGUAGGAGAGAUGAGUAACCAGAAACCCGAAGAUCUUUUGUCGGUGGUCAUAUCGACUGAACUUCCGCCAUCUCCGAAUUCCCGACAACUUUUUAUAAAUCAAGAUCAACAGGAUGAAGAAGCGUCCGAUUGCCCCUUAUUAACGCCGAGUCCGCCACCCACCCAAUCGGCCAAGACUCCUCCAAUAUUCAACACUCUAGAAGAAGCUCCAUCAGAAAUACCGACGCCAACGCUUGAGAAUAUUAACACGGAGGACGGACUUAGCUUUAUGAACAUAGUGAACAGUUCGAGUAAGCCUUUACAUGAUGAACCGAGUUCACGUGAUCCUAUGGUGGAAUCCACAUCCAGCAGCGGUAGCAGCAGCGAUACGAAGGAACCCGUUUGCGCGCAACUCAUGACGCAAUUGAGCACCGCGUAUCAGCAUCUUGCCCCCGAUGCGCAAGCUUUAUUUUACAACCAGGAGAACGGUGGCAUGCCGCCGCUCGUCGGAAUACAUCUGGUGGUCCCGAAACCGCCCAAGGAUUACCGUUUCAUGAAAUGGAACUGGCCGUUGAUACGGAAAACGUGUUACUGGUCGCUGAUGUCGAUUCUGACCGGAUGCGCCGCGCUUGUUAUCGGCAUUAUCGCCACGAUGCCUAAGAAAUGUGAUCCAGCGGUGGAAUGGUGGCAAGGCAGCACCUUUUACGAAAUAUUCCCGGCGUCCUUCCAAGAUUCGAUGAAAGGCGCCAACGGGAUCGGCGAUUUACGCGGGAUAGUCACGCGGUUGGACUAUCUGAAGGACCUCGGGGUGCGAGUCGUUCGACUCAACUCGAUCUUCCCGGCGUCGCAUUACCCGGAAUAUUACUCGGACAUCAGCAACAUGACGGACGUGAACAAGGAGCUGGGCACGCUGGAGGAUUUUUCCGUGCUCGUGCGGGAGAUUCAUAUGCGAAAUAUGAGCAUCGUUCUCGACUUGCCUCUGUAUCCGUACGUGAAGAUUUCGAACGACGAAGCGGCGCCCGUCGUCGCAAAAACAAACGAGACCAAACAAGCGAUUCGGAACAGACGAGACGUUACGAACGACGCGAUGAUCCGCGUAUUGCAUCCGUCCGCAUCGACCACGUCGGUUGAAGCAAUUGGCGACAUUUUGUCGUCCGUCCCAUCACCGCCGCUGGAAGAGAUGAUGAAGCAGGCGCUUUCGUCCAAUCCCGCGGAUUCCUAUCAAGGACACCUCGUCACUGAAGCUAUCAAGAUCUGGAAGCAAAGAGGAGUGGACGGGUUUUAUUUGAAGGGAUUGGAGCACUACGUCAACGAGGACACGUUCGUGAACUAUCUCAAGUACUGGAGGUCCCUUGUACUUCCGAGCGGUAUUCUCAUGUGUCACAUGAACGUUCUGGACGCCGCGAUUUCCGUGGCCGCGAGAAACACCAUCUUGGCCAGAAUAGAUCUGAUCGACGUGAUUCUUCGUUUGACGAACAGUACGAAGGAUAUUAAGGCGCAAAUCGACAGCGUCAUGAACGGUGUGCUCUUCGACAAACCCGGUUAUCCGUGGAUACACUGGUCCGUGGGCAACGUGGAUUCCAACAGGAUGGCUUCCACCCUGAGCGUGAAGAACGCCACUAUAGCGGCUUCUCUUUUGAACAUGAUGCUACCCGGAACACCCAGUAUAUUUUACGGAGAUGAGAUAGGUAUUGAAGAUUGUGAGUGUCAAGAUCACAAAGAUUUGGCGCACGUGCAUAAUUUAGUUCCUAUGUAUUGGGAAAAGAAGGACAAUUCCGAUAGCAGUUUUUCGCCCAUGGGAAUCACGACCUGGUUACCGGAAGCUAGGAAACCAACGGAAACUAUGUUGAAGGGUGCCAUUACGCAAAUGACGAGACUGCGAACGGAAACAACGCCGAUUUACGUCAAAGCGGUGCUCAGAGAAAAUCAAAUUACGGCAAAUUGCGACGUUAGAUACGCGGAAGAUGACAUGAUCGUGAUCGAACGGUGGUAUCCGCGAAGAAAUUCUUACGUGUUUGUGGCCAACUUCGGUAACGAGACGCGUAAAAAGGAUUUGUCGUCUCUUUAUUACGGUGGUUACGUUGUUGUAGGCCCUAAAUAUAGAAUAAAUCGAGAUGUGUACUUUAAAGAACUUACCGUCCUCCCCGGAGAAGCGUUCGUCAUAAAAUUGGAUAAAUAAAAAAAACUUAAUUAGAAAGAAUAAAUCGCAACAUUAGAUGUUUAUUUCUCUAUUUUAUAUAAAUACAUAUCUCUGUCUCUUACUCUCAUGAUCGAGAUUAAAGAGUGUCGAUUGAAAAUGGAGGUAUUUUGCAACGAGAUAUUUCUAUAAAACUGCAGAAGGCCUUUCGAAAUCUUUAUUUUUGUUUAAAAGAGAUAUGUUUUUAACUAAAAAAAUGAGGGAAAAAAAAUCAAAUUUUGUAUCUACAUACAAAUAACACAUGUCAAUGAUAUAAAUUUUAGUUGUGUUUGUAUCAAAAUACCUGAUUUUUACAACGAAAAAUUUUAAGCAUAUCAGCCAUAUUAUUUGAACAAAUUGCAAUUUGAUAAAAAAAAAAGAACAAAUUAACUAACAAAAAGAGGAAAGAAUCCGUGAAUUCUAUAUUUUAUAGUUCUUUUACCGAGAAAAGUUCAAAAACUAUUAUCGCGGAUAUAUGUGUUUGUGGAUGCGCAAAUCGUAAUUUUUACAAUAAAAUUGUUCACAAAACGGCAUAGAUUUCUACUUAAAACUGAUAAAA
Messenger RNA from Pseudomyrmex gracilis, 3087 nucleotides. Its product is annotated as maltase A2-like. The transcript has 8 exons. NCBI's taxonomy places the organism in Eukaryota, Metazoa, Arthropoda, Insecta, Hymenoptera, Formicidae. The record is from RefSeq and is a predicted model, not a curated record. Gene Ontology annotation, biological process: carbohydrate metabolic process. The coding region runs from base 384 to 2531 and encodes 715 amino acids.